Molecule: messenger RNA, 1209 nt
Organism: Acanthosepion pharaonis
Lineage: Eukaryota; Metazoa; Mollusca; Cephalopoda; Sepiida; Sepiidae
Source: the annotation of a GenBank genome assembly
AUGAGCGUCCGAAUGGCUAAUGACGACCACCAUCAGACAGGCGGCGCGCAGCAUUUCGCGGAUACGGCUGGUAUAGGUCAGGUCAUUCAGAAUACCGCCGACCGGCGGCGCCUGAGCAAUCCAGCGAUCGCCGACCAACGCUUUCAACUGAACAAGAAUUCUGGCUGCCUCACGACGAUCGCUCGUGCCGAGCUGGACCAUCGCCAACCGGAUAUAAGUGUCGAUCGACGCGGGCGCCAAAUGGACGAUCGGCGCGAUUUCUUGGUUAAACGACCCGACGCGGAUUUAUUACUUGGGUCGAUCAACACGGAGAAGCAGUAUCCGAUCUGCUGCUUCAGCCGCCAUCAUGGCAUGGGAGCCAGGAACUAUGUUCGCCAGAUUCGCUACCCUUCCGCUGGCCACCCUUGCCGCCAGCCCCACGACGCCGCCGGCCCUGCUGACCUGCCUGAUCGUCACCAAUCGGACGGCGGAAUGGGCUUGCGGCACGUCCGUCGGCUCGGGUGUUCGGCAACGCCGAUCUCAGGGCUUCUUCGGCGGCCUGAACGUCGCGCUGAUCAACACGGACCGUGGCCUCAUCCUGAUCGAUGGCGCUCACCUCGUGGGGCGCCUGCGAUCUCGCCAAUGUCAUGGGAAACCUGGUUUCCGGGCCGCAUGACAUCAACAUAUCCUGAAACUGGAGCCACAUUUCGACCAUGCCGGCGGCAUCGCCGCGCUGGCCCGCGACACCGGUGCGACGGUCAUCGCCAGCGCGCGGGGGCAGAGGGAUCGCGUACCGGGCGGCUGGCGGCGGACGAUCCGCAGCGUGGCUAUGACAGACGUUUUCCCGCCGUGGGCGCGGGUCCGGUGAUCCGCGACGGUGAGCAGCCAGCGCUGGGCAACACGAUCGUCACCGCCCGGGCGCCCCGGACAUACGAUGGGCAGCAUGAGCUGGAGCUGGCGUGCCUGGAGAGUACGUGGCGCAAAGCGGUCGUCUUCGCCGCCAGUCUCAACCUGGUAUCGACCGACGAUUAUCGCUUCUCCGCUGCCUCGAACAAGGCGGUCAUCGCGGCCUUUGCUCGGGGCCGAGCGGCGAUGCGCGAGCUGCCCCGCGACAUCCUGAUCACCGCCCAUGCCGAUCAGGACGGUGCGACUGGUCGCUUCCUGACGGCACCGCGCCUGCCGCCCCUAUGCCUUGUCAUCGCAGCGGAAGCUCGCCCAGCGCCUAAAUAG